AUGCUCUCCAUAGGUCUCCCGGGUCCUGGCCGGGGCGUCUUCAUGCUCUACAUUGCCCUUAUCGCCUCGCUCUUCUCGCAGGCACAUGGCUUAUCCAUCACUUAUUGCUCACCAGACAACAACGCGGGCUCAUACCCUCGAUAUUACAGCCAGUACAUGUCAAAUGGCUUGUGCCAUGACCACUGCCAGGGAUCAUACGCCUUUGCCAUCCUCCAGGGUUCUUACUGCUGGUGUUCAAACUACGUACCUACUGACCAGCAAAGCACGUACGAUUGCAACGAACAAUGUCCUGGUUAUCCCUCGGAUUGGUGUGGUUCCACCGAGGCUGGCCUUUACGGAUACUACGAAUUAAGUCCUGGAGCUCCUCUCGGCACUUCUGGAGGCUCUGCAAGCAACACAGCACCCCAAACCUCUUCGUCGGUUAGUACUUCUCCAGUUGAGUCCGGAUCACCCUCUACUUCCACCUCUAAUGCUCGGGCAACUUUUUCCUCUUCUGCCUCUUCCUCCUCAUCAGUGGUAACCGUUGGAUCCUCUCAGAGCUCUGACGAGGCUACUUCCGUAACAUAUGACACGUCAAGUACUCCCUUGACAAGCUCAUCAAGUUCCAUUCCAUCUUCUCCGUCGACCUCGCCCUCUUCCUCUGAUGCCACCACCGCAGACCCAGCUACGGAAAGCACUACUUCUGCCCCCACCGAAGUCUACACCAGCGUCACUACUGUCACUGGCAAAAUCACCACGAUACUGGUAACCCCAACUCCCGCGGUCUCUUCUGAUGCGACGUUGGGCCAAUCUGCUACUGGCGGUGGCGGAGGGGGCAUCAGUUCUGGGAAGGUCGCUGGCAUUGUUGUUGGCGCCGCGCUCGGUGUAGGUGCUCUCAUCGGUGCUGGCAUGUACAUUUGGUAUCGACGCCGGCAGGCGAGGAACAGCAACAAUAGCCAGCCUGAAUCAUCGUUUAUUGCUCGAAGUGGCGACCAGUCCCCGUCAAACAACGUACCUUCGAGACAAGUUAGUCAGUUGUCAUCCUCAGGAUUGCUUGGGACUAAGACUCCCCGCAUCAACACUUCCGGGAUACCCAACGGCAACGGUCCAAGAAGCGCGGGCACCGGUUCUUCAGGAAUUGAUCGACGAAGUCUGGCUACUGACCAGAGGUUGAACCCUUAUGCCCUGUAUUUCCAUGACGAAGGUCACGUGAGCAAUGUGUCUCUUCAGGACAACCAGGACUACUCAAGGCAGCUACGGGUGGCGAAUCCAGAUCCUUGA
Messenger RNA from Exophiala spinifera, 1260 nucleotides. RefSeq lists its product as uncharacterized. The transcript has 4 exons. Bases 1 to 1260 code for a protein of 419 amino acids. The record is from RefSeq and is a predicted model, not a curated record. NCBI's taxonomy places the organism in Eukaryota, Fungi, Ascomycota, Eurotiomycetes, Chaetothyriales, Herpotrichiellaceae.